Molecule: messenger RNA, 2116 nt
Organism: Gastrolobium bilobum
Lineage: Eukaryota; Viridiplantae; Streptophyta; Magnoliopsida; Fabales; Fabaceae
Exons: 3
Coding region: 87-1943 (618 amino acids)
Source: RefSeq, a predicted model, not a curated record
UGAGAUCUGUCUCUCCUUCUUCUAACAAACCCUAGUUGAACUUGCAAUGCUAUGCAUGAAGCUUUUAGCUCUGAAAACCCUAACAAAUGGUGGGACCCAAAAGGUACUUCCUGCCACUAAUCAUAAUCUCCCUCGCCGCUUUCAUCUUCUACACAUUCCACCAUUCCUCUCUCUCACCUUCAAUCCCUGAAUUCGACCCCAAUUUCACUCUCCGAAACCUCAACCCUAAUUCCACCCCCAAAUUCACUUUCGUCAUCAAAGUCCUCGCCUUUAACCGCCUCAAUUCCCUCUCUCGGUGCCUCCGCUCACUCGCCGCCGCCGAUUACAACGGCGACCGCGUCCACCUCCACCUCUACGUUGACCAUUUCACCCUCGCUAACGAUUCCUCCAACGUGGAUCAGAAGCUUCGAGAAUCGCAUCGAAUUGUGGAGUACGUUGAUGGGUUCGAUUGGAAAUUUGGUGAAAAGGUGGUGCAUUACAGAACCGGGAAUGUGGGUUUGCAGGCACAGUGGUUGGAGGCAUGGUGGCCCGGUUCCGAUCACGAGUUCGCUUUCGUGGUUGAGGAUGAUUUGGAGGUUUCGUCGCUUUACUAUGAGUUCGUUAAGACCUUGAUUUUGAAUUUCUAUUACAAUGCUUCCAAUUAUAGCCCUUCCAUCUAUGGAGUUUCGUUACAACGAGCAAGGUUUGUUCCAGGUAAACAUGGAAACAAAUUACAGUUGGAUGACCAGACACGACUUUUCUUAUACCAGUUGGUUGGCACAUGGGGUCAAAUUCUCUUUCCCAAGCCAUGGAAAGAGUUCAGGUUGUGGUAUGACAAAAACAAGGCGAUGGGCAAUAGGCCAUUUCUUGAGGGGAUGGUGACUACAGGAUGGUAUAAGAAGAUGGGGGAGAGAAUUUGGACACCUUGGUUCAUUAAGUUUAUUCAAUCCCGUGGUUACUUUAAUAUCUACACAAAUUUUUUGCACGAGAGAGCAUUAAGUGUCUCUCACAGAGAUGCCGGAGUAAACUACGGGAAAACUGCUGGACCUGAUUCUCAAUUACUAGAGGAAAGAUCUCUGGACUUCAAUAUUUUGGAAAUGCAGCCUUUGAGUAGUUUAAAAUGGUUUGAUUUUUGUUUCAGAGAAGUACUUCCUGGAAAGGUUGUGAGCAACCUGGAAGAACUUGAAUCUUGGCUUCGCUCUCUGCAGAAACGAGAUAGUGUCUUCUUAGUAAAUCUUUUUGGGGUAUCAGAUGCUAUAGCUAGAAACUUACUAUGCCACUUUGAGAGGCUAAAUAUGAGGAAUUAUAUACUAAUGAGCCCUCCAUCUGACUUCUUAUUUGAUCUGGCAAGGAGGGGACAUCCUGUAAUUAACGUGGACCAAUUUAUAAGUAGUGUUGGAUCGUAUAAAUUGCCUUCGGAAGGUUCCAGUUUUGAUACCAUCAAGGGUAUUUUGGCAAAGACCUAUGUAAUUAAAAAGUGUAUCGAGAACAGGUAUAACACGUGGGUGAUGGAGGGGAACAUGCUUCCCACUUCUGACCUCUUGCUUGAGUCCGGAGAUCCAAAUGAUGAUUUCUUUGUGGCAAACAACUUGGAACUCUUACAUGCUAAAAGCUCAUCUUCUAGUGAGAAAAUCUGGGCUAAUGGCUUUGUGUCGAAGGUUUCAGCCUUGGCAGACUCUUUGGCAAGAAAAGAAUCACCAACUCAUGGUGGCCCAAGUUUUGUGUAUAUUGUAACAAAAUUAUUGGAACAGAAUGGUGCGAGGAUUAAAAGAGUUGAUGAGACUUCUUUUGGGAUGAAGAUCGGCUCUGGAAAUGUUGGUAAAUCUUCUCUGGGGGAUAAAAAGUUGGUAUAUUGGUCAACUGAGAUGGGGCUGGACUCAAUUCAGAAAUGGCUUGAAGAGUUGAAUUUGUGGGGUAUAGAUGGUGAUUUAUCCUGCACCGCUGUGGUGUGUCACAAAUCAUAGCAUUUUAUGGCAGCUAUAGAAGUAGUUUUACAUUUUAGUUUUCUUUCCAUAUUAUUUUUGAGUUUUUUGAUGCCAUUUUAGCUUACAUAUAUUCUUUGUACUCAUUUUGUACCAUCAUUUGUAACAAAUUAAGUUGUCAAUGUGAAGCUUAAGAUGGGCUAGAAUUAAAUUUU